GAAUCUCAAGCUAAUCUCAUCCAGUGCUGACCAGUUUGCUCGCUCUAUACUGCUCCUGUAUUUUUGUGGGGUAUUGUAUUCAUGAGAAGUGGCAGUGUGGGAGGGUUUGUGGCUCUGAUAUCUAGGGGUGUUGGGGGAAAGAUGAAGGGCAUCCAGCGUAACCCCGUCUCCUCCUCCUCUUGUCAUUGCAGUGGAGUGGCCAGAUCGGACAGCAAGAUCAGCGCCAAGGCCCUCUACGAGCAGCGAAAAAAAUACUCUAACUCCAAUUACAUCAUGCAGGAGACGUCCCAGUAUCAUGUUGAGCAUCUCUCCACGUUCAUUAUGGACAAGACAGAAUCUAUUGUCACAGUGGACGAUGCAAUUAAGAAACUGGCUCUUCUGGACUCAAAGGAUAAAAUCUGGACCCAGGAGAUGCUCCUGCAGGUCACGGAUAAGUCGGUCAGGCUGCUUGACUGUGACACCCAGGAAGAAUUGGAGAAUUUCCCUCUCCCAACCAUCCACUUGAGUCAAACAGUCCUGAAUCAGACACGUUAUCCGUCUGUGCUGCUGCUCAUAUGUCAGGACAAGGAGCAGCACAAACCUGACAUCCACUUCUUCCACUGCGAUGAGGUAGAGGCUGAGAUGGUCCAUGCAGACAUAGACAGUGCCAUGGGAGACAACAAGCAUGGAAAGAAAAUGAGGCCUCAGACUCUUAAGGUAAACCAGGAAAAAAUUAAACGUCAUAGAGAGACCAUCCUCCCUCCUUCCGCUCCUAGGGAUCCCCAACCUUUUGCCAAAGGACGAGUGGCAGCCGCUCCAAACACACAGGAGAGACGGGUUUCUGGACAAAAUGACUCAGAGUCACAUGAAAAGCUGGCCCAGCGCAUUGAGAAGGAUGUGCAAAUCCUCAACUGUGCCCUGGAUGACAUAGAGGUCUUCGUGUCACGACUGCAAAAGGCGGCUGAGGCCUUUUCCCAACUCAACCAACGCAACAAGAGUAAGAAGAAUAAGAAGAAAGGACCAGCAGAGGGCAUGCUGACCCUACGAGCCAAGCCCCCCUCUGAAGCAGAGUUCAUUGACAGCCUGCAGAAACUGAAGCUGGCCUUCAACCUCUUGGCCAAACUGAAGAAACACAUACAGAACCCAAGUGCUUCUGAGCUGGUUCAUUUCCUCUUUGGCCCUCUGGAGCUGGUGCUGCAGAGCUGUGGAAGUCCUGAACUGGCCCGUUCAAUUAUCGCUCCUCACCUUUCUAAAGAUGCUGUUGAUUUCCUUCGGGGACACCUCACGCCAAAAGAGACGACCAUCUUUGAGCUGCUCGGGCAUGGUUGGACCAAAUCCAGAGCAGAGUGGCCCAGGGAUCAGUGCGCUCCUCCUUAUUAUCCAAAAUUUCGGAAUGGUUGGGAACCACCAGUAGAACUUUUCCUGACAUCCCCAUGGGAAACUGAGGGAACAUCGGAACAACUUGCAUCCCCCGCCAGUCCCAGUUACAGGCAACACUCAGCUGAUGAUUAUUACAGACCUCUUUCCUCAAACUCAUCGAACGGGUCUUACAAUGAGACGCCCAACAUUCGCAAACAUGCCAAAAUUCGCUACCACUUUGUAGCUCGGAAUGCCAACGAGCUAUCAGUGCUGCAGGAUGAAAUACUUGAGGUGCUAGAGGAUGACAAACAGUGGUGGAAACUUCGGAAUCGCAGCGGGCAGACCGGCUAUGUCCCGUUUAAUAUUCUGGAUGUUGUGAAGAUAGAGGAGCCAGAAGGCCCCUACAACCAGAAGGGUUUCAGAACACCACCACCUGCACCUCUCAGCCAUAGAGAGAGUUUCAACAAGCCCAAAGACAGAAUGAUGGAUGAGGUCAACAACGAGCUGUUGAUAAAAAUCACUGCCAGUAAAAAUCAGCCACCCAGAAAGAUCCGUGUAGAGCGAUCAUCUGCCAGUCAUGUCCCGCUCACCUUUGAUUCAAACCCAGAGCAGGUGACCACGUGGCUUAAUUCGAAAAAUUUCUCAAAACCGACUGUUGAGUGUUUGGGGAUCCUGACUGGAGCCCAGCUCUUUUCCUUGAACAAAGAAGAGUUAAGAGCUGUGUGUGGAGAGGAAGGCAGUCGUGUCUACCAUCAAGUCACCGUGCAGAAAGGACAGCUAGAGCAGUCCAGAGGUGAAUCAGAACUGCAGGAGAUCAUGAAGCGGAGGCAGGAGAGGAUUGAGUCUGGGUCCAACGACUGAACCUGUAAAGCAUCAACACUCCAUGCAGACGUUUUACCUCCUCCAAACUUCUGAAGUACCACAGCUCACUAAAUCAGGCUGCUGUUCAAUGUGAUCUACAGUAGAAAAUUAUUAAAUGUAGUGGACGUUUGUAAUUGCAUAUUUAUUUUUUAUCAUGUAUGUUAUUCAAGUGUUUUCUUAUCAAAUUGUCGCUUUUCUUUUCAAUGUCUCAAAUUGUUGAAGCUAUAUGUGCUGAGAGCAGGAACAUGAUGAUUCACGUUCAGUUUGGUGUGUGCGUGUGUGUGUGUAUAUGCAUGACAUGCAUGUAACAUACAUAUGUGUAUGAGCAGUGUGGUGGACGUUUAUGCUCAUUGUUAAUAUUGCAGAUGUUUACUAAAUUACUUAAGUAAAUAAUUAUUGUUGCAUUUCUCAAUCAGUGCCAGAAUGUUGGAUGCAUUUUCUGAUGUACGGCCAAUUAUUUUCAUAUUUCUGUUUACAGAAAUGAUAAAACAAGCUCUGUGUUAUUACAAGUAACAGAAAUAGCCUCAGCCCUGGUUGGCAAAUGCCAGUCAGCACUAAGUAUUAAAACAUAUAUUAUUGCUGUUUCUUAUCUAAUUUCAGACUUUCUGGCAAAUAAUCUUUUACAACAGUGAAAUAUGGUCUGUAAUUUUUUUUGUCACCUUGGUAUUUUGCAGUUUACACUGCACAAACUGGGGAAAAAGGAGACAAUGCUGUAGAUUUGUUGCUCUGAUAAAAUUAAUUUAGAAUUAGGAAAAUCUUUCUUGGGGUUGUAAAUAUUGUGGGAUGUAAUGUUUAAAAAGAACUUAAUUAAAAAUUUGACUUUGUAAAUA
Molecule: messenger RNA, 3029 nt
Organism: Melanotaenia boesemani (Boeseman's rainbowfish)
Lineage: Eukaryota; Metazoa; Chordata; Actinopteri; Atheriniformes; Melanotaeniidae
Gene: eps8l2
Product: EPS8 like 2
Exons: 19
Coding region: 82-2199 (705 amino acids)
Biological process (GO): positive regulation of ruffle assembly; regulation of Rho protein signal transduction; Rho protein signal transduction
Cellular component (GO): ruffle membrane; plasma membrane; vesicle
Molecular function (GO): actin binding
Source: RefSeq, a predicted model, not a curated record